Messenger RNA from Diversispora eburnea, 1017 nucleotides. NCBI's taxonomy places the organism in Eukaryota, Fungi, Glomeromycota, Glomeromycetes, Diversisporales, Diversisporaceae. The record is from the annotation of a GenBank genome assembly.
UUAAUGGCUAAAGGCAAGAAACAAGCUUCCUCUUCUUCUGUUUCAUCAAGUUCUGACUCAACAGUAUUCAAGUACAAACGCGGCGAGACUGUUUUAUGUUUUCAUGGCCCUACCGCGUAUCCUGCUCAGAUCCUUGAUUUCAGAAUAUUGUAUGAGAAUGAAGGAGGAGAUGUCGGACCCCAAUACCAAGUACACUACAAGGGUUGGAAUAAAAAAUGGGAUGAAUGGGUAUCGGAAUCUCGAAUUUUAAAGAUGACUGAAGAAAAUAUGGCAGCUGUUGCAAAUACGAAAUCAUCUAAUGCAGGACCUAGCAAUGUUACUGCAGUUUCUACUAAUCCAGAAUCAAUGGAAAAUAAUAAUGAUAUUAAUUCCAUCGCCAGUGAUAAUAAUAAAUCGACUAAAGCCCCCAUAUUAAAAGGUCGAGGCCCCAAGAAUGUGGUGGGUAUUCGGGUCUUUAAAAGAGCAAGAAAAAACAAGAUAUCAGUAAAUGUUUCUAACCAAGGAAUGCUUCGAUUAAUCGAUGAAUGGCAAUGGAAUACCAGGAAUCAAUUGCUUGUCCAUCCUUUACCACGUCCUAAUACAGUAGAUCAAAUACUAGAAGAAUUUUGUAACUUUCAGAUUGAAGAAUUAAAAAAUUCCGGUAGAAAUCAUGGAAGAAUUUCUAAAACCCAAGAGACUUUAAUACGUGAACAAGUAGCCGGGGUUCGAGAAUAUUUUACCGAAUCACUUCCGAUAUAUCUACUAUAUCGAUUUGAACGUCAACAAUAUGUAGAAAUGACCGAAAAAUACCCAAAACGACCGACAUCGUCAAUUUAUGGAGCUGAACAUUUAAUGCGUCUUGUGGUAAAAAUCCCUGAUUUGGUCCACGGAGUGCAGAUGAAAGAGCAAAAGGCGGAAGCAUUGGAAAAACUUUUUAAUGAUUUGGCAAAAUUCUUAGAAACACACUGUCAAUUAUGUUUCGCAAAGCAAUACGAAUUUGCUGCUCCUUCGUAUAUAAGAGUAAUUUGGGAAUAUUAA